GUGGCUGGGGGGGAGGGGGUGCAGAAUGUGGGUGGGGGGUUGGAAGGCAAGACCUGGAGGGUCCCUUGGCCCCUUUGUGGCUCGAUGGAGCUGGGGGGUCGGGGGUCCCAGAGGCGCUUUUCAGGAGGAGGGAGGGGUGAGCCAUUGGGUGGCCGGGGGGGGGGGGCUGACCAAGGGACCCCGAGAAGUGGGGGAGGAUAAAGUGGGGAAGAUGGGCUGUGGGGCGCUGGGCCCCCGAAAUAGUCAGACCCCCCCUUCCUCCUCCCCACCAGAGAGGGGCCAGGCAGAGCUUCAGGGUUGCCCCCCAGAUAAGGCCGGCGCUGCUGGGCUGAAGGUCGAGGAAGCAUCUCUGACUCCAACAGCAGGAAGGGAAACAGGGCGGGGGAGGGAGUCAGCCGACACCCCAGCAGAUUUUCGCCAUACCUGGACCCCCCACCACCACCACCACCACUGUGGACUUUUGAGUUUGAGGGAACACAGACCCCUCUGCCCAGGGGGUUUGCCCGAGAGGGGCUGCUUCUGGGGAGGGGCUUGUGUACUUUUCCCCUCCCCUUCCCCACCUGGUUGUGGAGCAUCAGGGCCCCUCCUCUGACCUCUUGCCUUCCUGCCAAGCUGGAGCCUGCAACUGAGCCUCUUCAGGGGGCUGCCACUUUAAACCCACCCACCCCUGGGGUGGCUUCAGGCAGGGUCAGGAACUCUUUGCCCCAGAGUGGAUGUGCAGAGGUUGGAAGGAGGGUGUAUGAAUGUGGGACCACCCCCACCCCCCAAUAGAGUGGCUCAGUGGGAGAAAGAUGAUGGGUCAAACACUCUGCAGCCUUCCUCGAUCAAAGGUGGUCCCCUCAGCUGUGCCCUGAAGCCAUUGUGGUCAUUCGAGGGACUGGCCCAAGAAACGUGUUUGUAGUUCAAAAAAGGAAUCCCCCACUUUCAUUUCUCCCCCUCCCAGGCAAGAGUGAAAAGACAUAUUUGAUGCCAGAGCCGCCAUGCAGCCAGCUCAGGGUGGGAUGUCCUUUGAAGAGGUGGCCAUGCAUUUCACCAAGAAGGAAUGGACCCUGCUUCGGCCCCCUCAAAGGGCGCUGUACAAGGAAGUCAUGCUGGAGAACUUUUGGAAUGUGUCUUCUCUGGGUCCUCUGAUUGCAAAGCCUGAGCUCAUAUCCCAGCUGGAAGAGAAAGAAGACGUGUUUCUUGGGUUCUUUGAUGAAGAGGAGGAUCUGGCAGAAAUGUGUGAUCCAGCAAAUGAAGUGUGUGAUAUAGCAAAUGAAAUUAAAGAGCAUUGUGUGAAUGAAAAAGGAGCGACAUCUUCCAAUGGAAAAGACAGCACUGAAUAUUCUGGUGCCCUGAAAAAGAAAGAAGGAAAACAGACAAUGAAAAACAGAAGUAAUUCUGGUCCUUUCCAGGUUGACCAUUCACAUAAAACAGCACUAUUUGAAGAAAUUUACGAAAAAUAUAAUAGGAAUGAAAAUGCUACAACUGGGGAAAGGCUUUCUGAAAAAUCAGAUAAAAAUGUCCAUUGCAGUGAACGUACCCGAAUGAAAAUCCUUAAAUCCCAGAAAUGUGCAAAGAGAUUUGUGGAGGAAAAAAAGAUAACUUCUUAUUUAACAAGCCAUACACAGGAGACCAACUAUAUUUCUCAUCAACGAAUUCAAACAGGAGAGAAACCUUAUCAAUGUCCAGAGUGUGGCAAACACUUCAGUGAGAGUGGAAAACUUGCCGCACAUAAAAGAAUUCACACAGGAGAGAAACCAUAUAAAUGCCUGGAAUGUGGAAAAAGCUUCAGCCAGAGUGGAAGCUUUACUUCCCAUCAAAGAAUUCACACAGGGGAAAAACCAUAUAAAUGCUUCAAGUGUGGGAAAUUCUUCAUUCAGAGUGGAGGCCUUACUUCCCAUCAAAGAGUUCACACAGGAGAAAAACCAUACAAAUGCCUGCAAUGUGGAAAGGCCUUCAGUCACAGCACAAGUCUUACUGCACAUCAAAGAAUUCACACAGGGGAGAAACCGUACAAAUGCCUGGAGUGUGGAAAGGCCUUCUGUCACAGCAGAAGUCUUACUUUCCAUCAAACAAUUCACACUGGGGAGAAACCGUACAAAUGCCUGGAGUGUGGAAAGGCCUUCUGUCACAGCAGAAGUCUUACUUUCCAUCAAACAAUUCACACAGGGGAGAAACUGUACAAAUGCCUGGAGUGUGGAAAGGCCUUCAGCCACAGCAGAAGUCUUACUUCCCAUCAAACAAUUCACACUGGGGAGAAACCGUACAAAUGCCUGGAGUGUGGAAAAACCUUCAGUCACAGCUCAAGUCUUACUGCACAUCAGAGAAUUCACACAGGGGAGAAACCAUAUAAAUGCUUGGAGUGUGGAAAGGGAUUCAGUAAGAGUGGACACCUAACUUCUCAUCAAAGAAUUCACACAGGGGAAAAACCGUUCCGAUGCCUGGAGUGCGGAAAAGCCUUCAGUCGUAGCUCAAGUCUUACUGCACAUCAGAGAAUUCACACAGGGGAGAAACUGUACAAAUGCCUGGUCUGUGGAAAAAGCUUCAAUCAGAGAGGAAAUCUUACUUCCCAUCAAAGAAUUCACACAGGGGAGAAACUGUACAAAUGCCUGGUCUGUGAAAAAAGCUUCAAUCAGAGAGGAAAUCUUACUUCCCAUCAAGGAAUCCAUACAAGAGAGAAACCAUACAAAUGCCUGGAGUGUGGGAAAACCUUCAGUCACAGCUCACGUCUUACUGCACAUCAGAGAAUUCACACGGGAGAAACCAUAUAAAUGCCUCAGCUGUUAAAAAAGCUUCCGUUCCAGUGGACACCUAACUUCCCAUCCAAGAACUCACACAGAGGAUUAACCGUAUAAAUGCCUCAACUGUGGAAAAAACUUCCGUAGGAGUGGACACCUAACUUCCCAUCAAAGAAUUCAUGCAGGGGACAAACCGUAUAAUGCCUGGAGUGUGUGAAAAGUUUCAGCUGGCUAUCACACCUUACUAAUCAUCAAAUUAAUCACAUGGAGGAAAUCAUAGUAAAUACAGCUAAACAGUCUCCAUUCUCUGCUGCCAUUUGGUCACCCUCCUCUGGACACGGUCCAAUAUUUUUCAUGCAUUGUGGUAAGAAGAAUUGAAUGCAGUGUUCCAGGUAAGGUCUGAGCAAUGCAAAUUGUUAGAGUGGUACUAUUCCUUCCCUGAGAUCCAACCCAGAGUCCCUAUCAAGCAAAGUAUGGAAAGCUGUUGGUCUGUUAUGUAUUGCCCCCACAUUUCAAUGGGGCUGACAAAACAGGGCCUCCCUGAUUAAUUCCAUUCUGUUGUGGGUCAGAUCUUUUUGUCACCACCAAAUGACAAACCCACGGGCCACAAGUAAGAUUCUGCUUCCUCCCCCCAUCUGACUCAUUGCAGAGCCUGGCAACUGGCCUUUCUCCCAGGGCGGAAAGAAUUUCCCCCCCAAAAUAUCCUCUUUCAAAGCAGAGGAGAACACCAUUAAGUGGCUGAUGAUUGGCCCUGCGUGGAGGAGGCUAUUCUUUGUGGCACCUACUGGAAAACAGAGCUCCAAAUCCUCCAAUGAGCAUUUAGCAUUUGGAAUCGAAGAAAAGCAUGACUAAGACUCCUGACUGGUUAAAAGCAGGUCUCUGGGAAGAUGAUCGGACGAUGAUUUCUGCAGGAGGAAGUAGUACAAAUCAAAGUCUUGGAGGUGCCCUUCCAGAGGAGAAGGAACAUUUGAAGAUCCAGAGCACUGGCAUCAAUGUUGGGGCUGGUAUUUUAGAUUGUUAUUCUGUACAUGCUACAUUUACAAACUUUUUCUUUACACUAGAGACAGAAAAGAAUGCCCAGGGAAGCGAGGGAGUGCUUAGCCCAGCCUCUUAAUUGUAGCUGUGGGAGCUCAUUGCAGGAGGAUAUUAGGAUGGCUGCCACUCAAUUCAAGGCUCCUUGGCUCAUCAAUCAUACCACCCUCAUCAACUCCUGCCUCUGAUGAGGGACUCCCUCUUUUUUUCAUGCCCCCCAGGAGGGAACCUGUCUCCUAAUAUGAUGCCCUCUGUAAUACAUGCAGGGACCACCUAAAAGGGGGAGUGGAAGAUCUCCCAGGAUUACAGCUGAUCUCCAAAUGGCAGAGAUGAGUUUCCCUGAACAGUUUGGAUUUAUUCCCCACCAUUCUCUCCUGUAAGGGACCCAAGGUGGCUUACAAGCUCCUUUCCC
Sphaerodactylus townsendi is the source of this 4164-nucleotide messenger RNA. RefSeq names its product zinc finger protein 501-like. The record is from RefSeq and is a predicted model, not a curated record. The transcript has 7 exons. Gene Ontology annotation, biological process: negative regulation of transcription by RNA polymerase II; central nervous system development. Lineage: Eukaryota; Metazoa; Chordata; Lepidosauria; Squamata; Sphaerodactylidae. Gene Ontology annotation, molecular function: RNA polymerase II cis-regulatory region sequence-specific DNA binding; DNA-binding transcription repressor activity, RNA polymerase II-specific. Gene Ontology annotation, cellular component: nucleus. Bases 981 to 2753 code for a protein of 590 amino acids.